Verticillium alfalfae VaMs.102 is the source of this 1482-nucleotide messenger RNA. RefSeq lists its product as hypothetical. The transcript is spliced from 4 exons. The record is from RefSeq and is a predicted model, not a curated record. The coding region runs from base 1 to 1482 and encodes 493 amino acids. NCBI's taxonomy places the organism in Eukaryota, Fungi, Ascomycota, Sordariomycetes, Glomerellales, Plectosphaerellaceae.
AUGACCUCGGCCGCACCGGGGCCGUCGCGCCCGCCCAACGCGCCGCGCACCCUGACGCCCAAGUCCGUCUCCGACCCCGUCCUGCGCAACGCCCUGCGCUACACCAUCUCGGCGCGCGAGUACGCCACGCUGCACAAAGGGUGCUUCGGCAAGAAGAGACACGAACGCGAAGAAGCAACCGCUGUACAACUCACCCACCUUCCGUCUGUCGCUUUCUCUAUCCUCCAUCCUGCUGCUCUAUCGCCUGCUCUUCCGCUUCAUGUCCAGGUUGCGCGGCCACCUGCUCGACGAUGCGGCGAUCCCCUUCCGACGACGCAAUCCCGUACCGCCGCCACACUGACGUCGCCCUAUGCACCCGCCGUCGGUGCCUCGCUCGCCGGUCUGGCCCUCGGCGUGUACCCGGCGCAGCAACUGCGCGUGUCGGUCGCCAUCUACGCCAUGUUCCGCGCCCUCGAGUUCGGCUGGAAUCUGUGCGAGGGCGAGGGCAUGAUCUGGGGCUUCAAAGCCGGUGGCCGCGUCAAGAGGGAACGGCCCUGGUGGUGGGGUAGCUGGAUGAUCCAGCCUUUUGCCUUUGGACAGCUGCUGCACGCCGUCGUCUUUGACCGCGACUGCUUCCCCGCGGCCUACGGAAACCUCAUCUUCAAUAACUCGACAGCCUAUCUGCAACAGAGGCCCGCCGGCUAUCCGAGCCACCUGGUGUGGCCCAAGACGUUGGAGAUUGUCGACAGCCUUGCACAGAUGGCAAAGCUCAAUUGGCCACCCUACAUCUCGCCCACUCUGUUCCCCAACAAGGAAACGCUGCCGGCAUCACUCGCCGCCGUCGCGCCCCUGACCUCGACCGCACACCCCAUCAUCACCUCUCUCUCGUGCGCGACCCUCCACCCGUCUGACCCGUCUUGUCUGCGUACCUACCUGCAGUUCUGGCUCAGCUCGUUCCCGCCCUUUAUGCGCAUGCUCCUCGGCUUCUACGGCGCGUUUGCCAUUCUGCCCAACGCCGGCGCCAAGCUGUACCACGCGCCCGUCGCCGUCCUGACCAAGGUGCUCGGCCGCGCGCUGCGGAGCUCGACGUUCCUCGCCGGCUCCAUCUCGACGGCGUGGGCCUCCAUCUGCGUGUUCCAGACGUGGCUGCCGCGCCACGUGCUGCCGACGCUGCGGUUCUUCCUCGGCGGCUUCGUCGCCGGUCUCUGGGCCUGGGUCGAGCGGAAGCAGGGCCGGGGCAUGUUCCUGUACUCGGCACGGGCGAGCGUGGACUCGCUGUGGAAGGUCGGCGUCAAGAGGCGGUGGUGGAAGGGCAUGCGCGGCGGUGACGUGUGGGUCUUUGUCGCAGCGCUCAUGGUGACGGGCGUCGUGUACGAGAGGGACGCGCGGGCAAUCCGCGAGGGUAGCUGGCGCCGUGGCGUCAGCUGGAUCCGGGGCGAGGGCUUGCGGGAUUGGAGUCUCGAGGAGGACGAGGCGCAAGGGGAGGGCGAGGGGCAGGAGUAG